This is a messenger RNA of Uranotaenia lowii, 3958 nucleotides long. Its product is annotated as oocyte zinc finger protein XlCOF6-like. The record is from RefSeq and is a predicted model, not a curated record. Gene Ontology annotation, molecular function: DNA-binding transcription factor activity; RNA polymerase II cis-regulatory region sequence-specific DNA binding. Bases 216 to 2174 code for a protein of 652 amino acids. The transcript is spliced from 4 exons. Lineage: Eukaryota; Metazoa; Arthropoda; Insecta; Diptera; Culicidae. Gene Ontology annotation, biological process: regulation of transcription by RNA polymerase II.
UUACUAAUGCUAACACCACAAACCCACAGAAAGUGUACUAAUGUUUGCCGUAACUAAGACUUGAUCUCAUGACCUCCGGCUUAGAAGACUUGAACGCUAUCCUCUAGGCCACGGUCGGCGGCAUUACGGUAAAUCCUCCGUGAACACCAAGUCUUCACGCACCAUCUAUUCAUCGACUUCAUAGCCGCAUACGACACGAUCGAUCGUGACAAGCUAUGGAAAACCAUGGACGAGAACGGCUUUUCCGGAAAGCUGACCAGACUGAUCAAGGCGACGAUGGAUGGAACGCAUUCCUACAAAAUACUAAUUUAACGAUGGUUUGCAUAGUACCGACCUGUGGCAUGAUGCAAACCAGUGGUCAUCGAAUGCGGAAGCUACCUCGACACCCGGAAUUGGCACAUCGAUGGCUCCAGGCAAUCGAAAUCGGCUGUCGUCAGCAGAACAUUCCAUGGGUUCGUGAGAAUUGGAUUUCAGCGGAGAUUUGCGACGGUCACUUCGAUGGAGACAAUCCUCUAUACGCUUCCGGAGGGUAUCUUGAACCUUCACGGUUUUACAACAGUUCAGGGGAAGCCUUAUCUGUAACGUCAUGCCGACUUUGCUUACAAUUUUACCAGCAUAAUGAAGUCACAGAUUAUACGGAUUAUAUGACACUACGUUCUCCUGAAUUGUUCAGUUUGGGGUCAAUUAACAAAUUAAUUGCCCCUAGUAAGAACCUCUCCAAAUUUAUUUGUUUGGAGUGUGUUGCCAAACUCGAUAUACUAGAAUCGGUUCUUCUAUUUUUCGAUCAUUCUUAUAAGUGUUUUGAAUCUCUGGAAGCAUCCCUUAACUUGAUGAAUCACGACAGCAACCUAAAAUCUGAAAAGAGAAAUGGGAUUACUGAAGGCUCGCUUGUGGAAGAAGACCGACAAUUAGAGCUGGAAUUAAGUGAAGUGAUGAUUAAAGACGAAAUUCCAGAUGAUGAAACUAACAACUUUCUUCAGAAAUCAGGAAUUGCAAGUGAUGUAACGAUCAUCAAAGCCGAAUGUGUACCAUCUGUAGAAUCUGCUUCUAGAUUUAAAAACUACGGAGCCAAAGUUAAAAAGAAACCAACCACUGAAGUGAUUAGCUGCUCAGAAUGUAAUCAAUGUUUCGCCACAAAAUAUAACCUUAAACGGCACAGAUGGUUCAAACAUUCAGCAUCAAAGAAACCCAGCCGACUGUUGAUGUUUGAAUGUGAAUUAUGCAAAACUAAGCAUAUGAGGCUAUCCGAGUUAGAUAGUCAUAUAAAGCACGAUCACGGUGGAGAAGAAUAUCCGUAUUUGUCAUGCAAGGAUUGUACGAAGACGUUUUCCUGCCGAACGAAGCUAACUCGUCACAGUUUAUGUCACACAGACACAGGAAAAAAUCGGUGCGAUAUAUGCAACAAAUUGUUUAUUUCUAGAUGUAACAUGCUUAUGCAUCGGAGACACCAUAAUAAGGAAUGGAACCACGAAUGCGAGAUCUGUCACAAAAAAUACACAACGAAAGAAAUACUGAAAUAUCAUCAGAAAAAACAUACCGAGGAGUUGAAUUACGAAUGUCUAUACUGUGAUAAGAAGUUCAUUUUAAAGAGACGUCUGGAUUAUCAUACUGCUAUGCAUCACAUGGACCGGAGUUUUAAAUGUGAUUUAUGCAGUAAAUCGUUCAUUACUGAAAAUCGAUUGAAAAUUCAUCACAAGACCCAUAUAGACCCAUUGCCUACAGAAGAACGUAUCAGCUUCGAAUGCAAUGAAUGUGGAAAAAAAUUUAGCACAAAGUAUCAAAUGAAAAUACAUCAAGCUCAUGUUCAUAGCACCGAACGUCCUUUCGCUUGUCAGAUCUGCGGAAAACGUUUCACAACGAACAAAUAUUUACGUCAGCAUAUGGUGCUGCAUAAUAACGAACGGAACUUUGAGUGUGAUAUUUGUAAAGAAACAUUCAAAACAAAAAGCGUGCUAAAAAUCCAUAUGGAACGGCAUUCGGACGAGCCUAAGUUCAGUUGUAAUUUGUGCGGUAAAGCCAUGAAAACGAAAAGCUCUCUGCUGAAGCACAUCAAGAGACACACGAAUGAACGCGAAUUUGAAUGCGUAGAUUGUGGAAAAAAGUUUAAAACAAAGCAAUGUUUGGGAAAUCAUCGUCGAGUAACAUGUAGGCCCGUUUCAGCUUUUCAGCUGUAGACGUCAGCCAGAGUGGCUGGCCGUAAAGUCUUUCGCAAUUGAAGAAUUUAGAGUGUCCAUACUAUUGACUGGUGAUUUGAAAAUAAUACAUUUCCUUAGCUAUUCCGUUGGACAGAUUUCGAUUUAUUGGAAAGAAACUGUCCUGGCAGAUAUUCCGUUAUUUUUCGAAUAGCUCAUAUUACUGGAGUUUUGGAUAGAAUUUGACUUAUUUUGGACCGGAUAUAUAUUUUGUGCCACCUUGCACCACUCUUCUCCUGUUUUCAAAGAUGAUGAGAGAAACAUGAGCUAUCAAGCACACCACCCACCGACUCGGGAUUUUAGCUGAGCGCGUAUCCUUGAUCGAUUACUUCAGGCUUGCCGUUACUUACGGCCAAAUAAAGAAACUAUCAGUGCUGCCUUCUGAGUUCGCCUUGGUUACCAGAAAAUUAUCAAGUUUGGACCCAUAUUACACCUCCCAGGACGUAUAUUACCUACACCUUACAAUCAGAAAAUAGCCAAAUACUUUGAAAUCCAAUCCCCAGGUGGCCUCAACAAAUUAGGUAUUCAAAGCAACAGUUCAAGGGAAUAGAAGAACGGCUGUUGAAACGCGUUAUGGCCGGGUAAUAAAUAUUGGUUUGUUUGGGAUUUUAAGCUUUGUAAUGCAUACAGUUGAAGCAGUCGCACAUGUUAUAUUGCAUUACCCACGACGAUUCAGCGGGUUUAGAAACGUUCAAUCGUUUGAUGGUAACUUCGAAACAUUGAUUGAGUUAUCCAUAACAAGUAAUAUUCAGCUAUUUAGGGAGGCCUAUAGCUAAUAAAGUACAACAGAAGCUUGAUUUAUAACGACAAAGCCAAAAACAGAUCACACAACAAGAUGAAUGGACUGCUGGGCAUAUAGUCUUCGUCACUGGUCUGCGUUAACCUGUAAAGCUAUACACCCAAAAUAAUUUUCACUUAAAAAAUAAGUGACAUCUGUAGUAAAUUCUCGCCAUACGUAAUUUCAUUUGAAUUUUUUAAGUGAUGGGUCAAGUGAAUUACACUAUGACGUUCGAGUGAAAUUUAUCUGAGUUUCUAAAUAAGUUUCUAGUUAAUUAUCUCUCGCGUUUUCAAAUAAAAGAAUAUUUAUAGAACAGCAAUACGAUUUCAAAUACUUACAUUACGCUUUCUCCAUAAAUUUAUGGCGAAAGGAAAAUUCCAUCGUAAUCCCAAGGCAGAUCGGUUACUGCGGAUAAUGCGACUUCUAAAUCUUCCCUGCUGCAAACCAGAAAAUCUGUCCAGUUCAACCCACAAGCUGAAACAUGAUAACACCAUUAAAUAACUUUUCCUUGCAUCACGUUUAACACAAACUACCGCCAAAAUCGCCUAGUGAAGAAUUGGGAAAAUCCAAAUCCAGCAUAAGCUUUAAACGCUGCUCUUUGCCAUUUUGAACUCUGAAAAUAAACACAACCGACCCUACAUUCACUUGAAAUUCAAGUGAUGGGGAAGUGUAUAUUUUUUCUCACUUCAAAUUCAAGUGACAACUGAAGUGAAUGUGGAUGAAUUCACUUGAAAUUUAAGUGACUGCCAAGUGAAAUGUAUAUGUCGCACUUGAAUGGAAGAAAAUCACUGGAUCCUUGUUUUUAAGUGAAAAAUCAUGUGUAUUAUAAGAGUGGAUUUGGGUUCAGUGUACAAGAAGAAGAAGUUGUUUGUUGAUCUUUUGAGUAAAUACGAACCUCUACGAACGAUAGUUUCUCCGAUAUUGACGAUGGUUUGCGGUGUUAUAGAGUUUCAUUUUCUGGCCAAAAUAAACUAAAACGAAGAAGAAG